GUUACAUCAAACCCAAUCCCUCCUGCACACAGGACAUGUAAGUUGUUUUGCCAGUUGCCUUGUCAAAUUGACUAUCUCUGUGUGUUUACCAUAUUUUCAGUAACUAUGGGCAGUUUAACAGUUAUGUUCGCGUGUUCUGCUAAGACCCUGAAGAUGAUCAAAAAUAACUCACAUGCAAUUUAUUUCAAGAGGACUCUAUUGCCACGACUGCCUCUCUUCAAACAAUCAGAAGGCAAGUGUAUCAACUUUGGUCGACUGUCAAGCUCCACAGCUGCCAGUGCAGCGAAGGGAGAGGACUCCUUCCUCAAAUGGCUCCUGCUUCUGAUCCCUGUCACCACAUUUGGUCUUGGGACAUGGCAGGUGAAACGUCGGGAAUGGAAAAUUAAGUUGAUUGCAGAACUGAGAAGUCUUACCUCCGUGGAACCCAUUCCUCUUCCUAUUGAUCCUCUGGAGUUGAACAAUCUGGAGUACAGGAGAGUAAAGGUGCGUGGGCACUAUGACCACUCCCAGGAGAUGUACAUCUUACCACGCUCACCUGUCGACCCAGAGAAAGAGGCAAGGGAGGCAGGCCAGCUGUCAUCCAGUGGAGAUACUGGAGCCAAUGUCGUUACCCCGUUCUACUGCAGUGACCUAGGGAUCACGAUCCUUGUAAACAGAGGAUAUGUUCCUAGGAAGAAGAUCAAACCAGAAACCAGGAUGAAGGGACAGGUGGAUGACGAGGUUGACCUGGUAGGUGUGGUGAGGCUGACAGAGAUCCGCAAACCCUUUGUGCCACAAAACGACGUGGACCGCAACCGCUGGCACUACCGCGACCUGGAGACAAUGGCUAGAGUCACAGGGGCCGAGCAGAUCUUCAUCGAUGCUGACCUGGCCAGCACAAUUCCGGGUGGACCAAUAGGAGGACAGACCCGAGUCACCCUAAGAAAUGAACAUAUGCAGUACAUUAUGACGUGGUAUGGCCUCUGUGCAGCAACCUCUUACAUGUGGUAUGCCAAGUUCAUCAAAAGGAUUGUGUAAAACACCCUGCAAUGGCUUGAGUCGUGUAAAUUAAUACAUUUGUCAUGAAUAUACCACAGCCAGAUCAUGGCAGUAUAGAAGCUGCUGUAGGUACUUAAUGUCUAGGUUUUAUUUGACAAAUGUACACUUACAAAUGCAACAUGUAAAGUUGUUGGUUUCAUGAGCUGAAAUAAAAGACCCCAGAAAUUUUCCAAACA
This is a messenger RNA of Oncorhynchus mykiss (rainbow trout), 1214 nucleotides long. RefSeq names its product SURF1 cytochrome c oxidase assembly factor (gene surf1). Gene Ontology annotation, biological process: mitochondrial respiratory chain complex IV assembly. The record is from RefSeq and is a predicted model, not a curated record. NCBI's taxonomy places the organism in Eukaryota, Metazoa, Chordata, Actinopteri, Salmoniformes, Salmonidae. Gene Ontology annotation, cellular component: membrane; mitochondrion.